AGUGUCGAACGUGGAUUCGUGACGAGCGGUGGGCAGAAGCGACGAGCUUGACGAGCCAGUUUAUUUGCAACACACACACACAACACACAAAAACACACACAUCAACACCCAAAAAGUGCACAAAGUGAAGUAAUAAACCAACAAGAAGUGAGAAACAAAAAAAACCAAAAACGAAACAACUAGCCAUCAAGUGUUGGGAAGUGUGUAAAUUGUUCGACGAUUUGAAUAUCAUUGAGAAAACGCAAUGCGUCUCGACACGAACUCAAAUGUGGACUUCAAAGCGUUCGACUCCAGCUCCAGUUCCAGCACCAGCUCAUGUCUUGUCAAAUUGGAUAAUUUGGCCACUUGGGGUGGCUCACAGAAGACGGACACACGGCUGCCCUUAACGGAUUAUUCCACACUCGGCGGGCCGCGGCACAAUUGCAGUCCCUUUCCCCUGUCCAAAGAUGUCAACAAUCGCCUGGUGAUUUGGGAUGGCGACAUGACCACACUGGAGGUGGACGCCAUCACGAACAGCAGCGAUGAAACCCUGACUGAAAGCAAUUGCAUAUCGGAGCGCAUUAUUGCCGUUGCGGGCAAUCAGCUCAAAGAGGAGCUCAGCACAACUGUAAAGGAGUGCCGCAUUGGUGAUGUGCGCGUUACGCGUGGAUACAAUCUGCCAGCCAAGUAUGUUCUGCACACUGUUGCACCCGCCUACAAGGAGAAGCUGAAGACGGCCGCCGAGAAUGCGUUGCACUGCUGUUACAGAAACGUUCUCUGCAAGGCCAAGGAGCUGAAUCUGCGCACAAUUGCCGUGUGCAAUGUGAGUGGCAAUCAGAAGACAUUUCCAGCCGAUGUAGCCGCGCACAUUGCCCUGCGCACCAUUCGUCGCUUUCUGGACAAGUUUACACAGCAGGUUGUGAUACUGUGCGUCAACAGCAGCGAGCGUGGCACCUACGAGGUGCUGGCGCCGCUCUAUUUCCCACGCGAUCAGCUCGAGGAGCGCAGUGCGCUGUGGCAGCUGCCCAAGGAUACCGGUGGCGAGUUGGGCGAACCUCAGCAUCCCGAUCCGGAUCGGCAGAUACGGAUCAUACGCAAUCCGCAGCACAGUCACAGUGUGCACAUGCGUCAUCGACACGCUGACGACGAUUCAGACGUGAGUCCACACGAUAUGGAGGGCAACAGCUCAGAUCUGGAGUAUGGCGGCCGGGAUAUGAAUGGCCUCAGCCUCAAUUCCUACAGCAGCGGACUGCAGGCACAGCUACAGCUCGAUCUGGACAGGCAGCAUUUGCUGAGCGAUCGGCCAAGAGCUGGCGUCUACGAGAGCGUCGUUGCCGAGGGCAUUGAGGGCAUGGAGCAUCAAGAGCGAUAUGAACGCCUUCUGCAGCGCGCACAGGUUGAGGAUCUGAAUGAGGUAUCUGGAAUCGGUUGUCUAUAUCAGAGCGGCGUGGAUCGUCUGGGCAGACCUGUGAUUGUAUUCUGUGGCAAAUGGUUUCCAGCGCAGAAUAUUGAUUUGGAAAAGGCACUGUUGUAUCUGAUAAAGCUGCUGGAUCCAAUUGUCAAAGGCGAUUAUGUCAUCGCAUACUUCCACACACUCACAUCCACAAACAACUAUCCAUCGUUGCAUUGGCUGCGUGAGGUCUACAGUGUCUUGCCAUAUAAAUACAAGAAGAAUCUGAAGGCCUUCUACAUAGUGCAUCCCACGUUCUGGACUAAAAUGAUGACCUGGUGGUUCACCACAUUCAUGGCGCCAGCCAUCAAAGCCAAGGUGCACUCGCUGCCCGGCGUGGAGCACUUGUAUUCGGCCAUCACAAAGGAUCAGUUGGAAAUACCCGCCUACAUUACCGAAUACGAUAUGGCGACCAAUGGCCUGCAUUAUUUUAAUCCAGUGCCGACUGCUUCGUAGAUGGCGGCCAUUGUGGCUGUUUAGACAGCUGUAUCCACCAAGCAUACAUAUACACACACCUAAACAUACACAUUAAUACACACAAAUAUACACACUCAAACGUAUAAUGCAAUUUUUUAUGAAUUUUAUAGAAUUGUACUAUUGUUUUCUUUACUAAUGAUAAGAGCAUUUUUUUGUUGUAUUGUUGAAUUAGAUUUUUGUGUAGGUUUAAAUUUGCAACUAACCAAAUGGAACGCGAGCUGAUCAUGUGUAGAACUAGAAGAUAUACUACUACUAUAUAUAUAUAUAUAUAUAUAUAUAGUGUAACCCGAUAAAGCAAGAACAAGAGAAACACGCAACCUGAUAGCUAAAUUAAAAUGUAACCCCAAUAAAAACUAAUACUACAUGUAAAACAUUCUUAUGAAGUGCAUGAAAUUAAUAAGCUAUACAAUUUUGUUAAUUUGCAACAAAAUUGAAACAAAAUUGAUUAAAUUAAUGAAAUUAGCAAUCGUUAUUUGGCGAAUUGAGGAGCUACAAAGCAAAGCCAGCAAGCUGAACAAAAUGAUAAUUCGAUUAUAGAACCUGAAACAUUGUUGUAGUUAAAAAAAGAAAAAAUUUAAGAAAAUAAUUGUAUCUCUGAGAUGUACUUAUCUACAUAUAGUGCAUAUGUUAUACCCAUAACUGAAUUGUCGGCUGAGAAGCGUAUGAAAGCGAUGAAAGCGAUGAAAGCGAUGAAAGCGAGCCCCACUAACAAAACAAAUACGUACAUACUAUAAAUUCAAUUGUAAUUAUACAAAAC
Messenger RNA from Drosophila grimshawi, 2663 nucleotides. It is a transcript of the gene Gdap2, whose product is annotated as protein GDAP2 homolog. The record is from RefSeq and is a predicted model, not a curated record. The coding region runs from base 245 to 1885 and encodes 546 amino acids. The transcript has 13 exons. Lineage: Eukaryota; Metazoa; Arthropoda; Insecta; Diptera; Drosophilidae.